AUGAUCAAUUUGGUAUACUACUAUGUCUUGGCUGUUUUAUUUUUCAAUAUAAACGAUGCGACAAAACCGGAUAAUCCUUUACAUGGAACAAAUUCAAUAUGUGCUGAUGUUUGUACGCCAUCUGAAGCUCAUGUUGAAUUGGAUUUGAGUCAAGCACGAAUCUAUCGAGAAAAUGAACGUGUUGAAAUAAAAUUUCAACAGAUUGGUAGUGGCCGAUGUCGACAACCAGCUUUACUACAAAUUCCUCUGGAUACAAUUGGUAAACAUGGUAUUAUAAAAUUUGAUCUUAGUUUUGGUCCUGUUUUACAUAAUUUUAGUAUUGAUAUUGGAUUUAAUGAUGAAGAUAAUAAAACGAUAAGAACUGUUAAUAUAUUCAAUCAACAAGUAUCGGUUGAGUAUCAUUCAACUAAUGAGAAUAAAAUCGAUUUUUUUGAACAAUCCGUGACAUUACUUGGACCAGGCGACGAUCUAUCAAUAUUUAUAUCUAACGAAUGGAUUUAUAUUGAAAAUAAACAACGAAAUCAAUCAAGAUUAACAGUUUUUUUUAAUGACACCAAUCCUUUUCUAUUUGAUCAAUAUUCUUCUGCUACACAUCUCGCUAUUGGUCUUAAUCGUAACGUCAGUGGAACACAGACCGGUAUCGGUCUCUGUUUAGCUAAUAUAACAUUUAUAGAAUGUUAUACUAAUCAACAAGCUGCCUUGAAUAUUGAUGUCGAUAAUAAAAGGUUUGAACAACAAGAUUUUGAAAAUAUUACUUGGAUUAGCCAUUUAACUUAUCUUGAUCCAAAUGCUGAUAUACGCGAAUGUGCUGCACAAGGCGUUAUUCGUUUGACGUUUGAUCCUGAAGGACCACGACGUAUAGCUCGUUUUGAUUUAAAUAUGGGUUCUCAAGUUCACGGUUUUACAUUUAAUAUUGGUGAUUCACCAACGAAUAAUGGCUACGGUGGGGAUGGCGGUACAACUUCAAAUUCAGCUGAAAUCCAUUCAAAUGAUAAUCGAUUCUAUGUUUGGGCGAAUACGAAAAUUUGUGAUGAUACACUUCUGUUAAAUAUAGAUUAUAAUGUUAUCGAACCACAUGAUAGAAUUACAAUUCUUGUUAGUAAUGAACGUAUUGAAUUAACAAAUCAUCGCACAUACCAUCGAAUUCUUCGCAGUCCUUAUUUAUAUUCACUUUCUAAACAAAAUGUAACAUGUAAUUGUUUUGAUUCGCUUUGUUAUCCCGGUGUUCAACCAGAUAAUGAUAUUUAUUUUGGUAUAAAUCGCGUUAUUGGUGGAACUUACCGGCCUGGUAUUGGAGUUUGCAAUGCGUAUGUCAACUGGAUUCAAUGCAAGAAAAUUGAAGUGUCGCCACGAAUUAAAUACGAACCAAUAAUUACGACGACAGCGACUUCUACUAUUGAACUAAUGACAACGACUUCUACUACUGAAGCAACAACGACGACGACGACGACGACGACGACGACAAUCACCACCGCCGCCAAAGCUGAAGAAACUACAAUCAAUAUGAGCAAAGAACCAAUCGAUGUAACAACUAAAGCAUUCGAGCAUGCAAAUGAAAUGAUAAUGAGUACUGAACUUCUUUCAUUAACAACAAUGAUAGAAAAAAGUAAUCACAAUCAAACUAAUCAAAAUUAUUCAACUAGCACAUUGGUGUCGGUACCAUCAGCAAUGGUUCAUAUUGAUGAAGUAACAUCAACAGAACCAGAAAUAACUAUGGAAUUGAUGGUUGCUAAUACGACAACUAAUCAAGCAAAUGAUGAAGAGCAAACUUAUUUUACAAAUGCAUCAACAAAUACAAACGAAGAAGAAUCAUCGACAGUAUCAAUAUUGGGUCAUCAAUAUCGUUUAUUAAAUAUAUUAGCUAAUUUAUCACAAUAUGUCGCUACUGAAAAUACAUUUAUUGAAACAAUUUCAAAUGAUUUCAAAUCAACAACAACAACAGAGGAUAUUCUAUUGACAACAACAACAACAAUUGAUUCAACAGCAAGUUCAAAUCCAUGUACAUUGGAAAAUCUUGCAGCUAAUUUUGUCUAUCAUGAAUAUCCAUUAGAUAAACAUAAAUUUAUCUUUUGUGAUAGCGAAGGAAAAAUGAAUAUAAUUGCAUGUACACCAAAUGAUGUUUGGUCACAAAUGGAGCAAACAUGCAUUGCACCUGAUUUGAAAAACAAUUAA
This is a messenger RNA of Rotaria socialis, 2172 nucleotides long. The record is from the annotation of a GenBank genome assembly. NCBI's taxonomy places the organism in Eukaryota, Metazoa, Rotifera, Eurotatoria, Philodinida, Philodinidae.